Indicator indicator is the source of this 1227-nucleotide messenger RNA. RefSeq names its product actin binding Rho activating protein (gene ABRA). Bases 1 to 1227 code for a protein of 408 amino acids. Gene Ontology annotation, cellular component: sarcomere. The record is from RefSeq and is a predicted model, not a curated record. Gene Ontology annotation, molecular function: actin binding. Gene Ontology annotation, biological process: positive regulation of transcription by RNA polymerase II; positive regulation of Rho protein signal transduction. The transcript has 2 exons. NCBI's taxonomy places the organism in Eukaryota, Metazoa, Chordata, Aves, Piciformes, Indicatoridae.
AUGGCAGCAGACAGCAGCACAGCUUCUGAAGAAAAGACAAGCACUGCUCCUGUGAAAAGGGCUGUCCACAAGAUCCGGAUGGCCAGCCUAGUCGUCAGCGUGGCACAAGGCUGGCAACAGUGGGCAUCUGACCACCACACAAAGCAAGCCCAAGAGCCCUCUGGGUGGGUCCCUACUGCAGAAGACUCAUCAGCUCAGGCUGUAGAAGAAAGAUCCUUUGAAAAAUGGCCAAUUCCAUCUGUCAAGAGGGACCAAGGAAACAAAGAGGAAAAAUCCCUAGCAAAGGAAUUAGUGAUGACAAGAGAUGCUGAAAAGAACGCAAGGGAAUCAGAUGAAGCCCUCAAGAAGUUCAGCAUUAAAAGCAAAGAGGUGACCAAGACAGUUGUAAGCAAAGCCUACGAGCGAGGAGGUGAUGUCAGCCUCCUCAGUGAAAGAUAUGAGAAGAACAGCAGCAGCUCAGAGAUGGCCAAGCCCAAAGAACCAAGUGCUGUCGACAGAAUCCUUAGCAGCAGAUUGUCUCCAACCAUAAGGAGGAAAUGUUCAAACAUGGUAUCAGAGCUGACCAAGGGCUGGAAACAGAUGGAACAAGAGGACAAAGAGGGGGCUAGGGGAGAACUGCUGCUUAAGUGUCACAACGACAGCCUGGAUGCAGAGGACAGUGGCUAUGGGGAAGCAGAGGACAAACUUGAGCAAGAAGAGAGUGAGCAAGAGGUGACAGCUGUGAGGAUCAAGCGACCUGUGCCAGCUCUCUCAAGCAGGGUCAGUGAGGAAGCACGCAGCCAAGCCCACAGGAGAAGCAGCGCCGUGAGCAGCCUGAAGGACAGGUGGCAAGAGUGGGCCGAGCAGCACAUCGCGACGCAGAAGCUGAACCCCUUCAGCGAGGAGUUCGACCACGAGCUGGCCAUGGCCACGCGCCUGCACAAAGGGGACGAAGGCUACGGCCGCCCCAAAGAGGGAACCAAGACUGCCGAGAGGGCCAGGAGAGCCGAGGCCCACAUCCACCGGGAGAUCAGGGACAUGUGCUUCAUCAUCGAGUCCAUGGCCAGGCCGCGGCCCGACGGCAAGAUCCAAGUCACCUUUGGGGAGCUCUUCGAGAGAUACGUUCGCAUCUCAGACAAGGUGGUCGGGAUCCUCCUGAGGGCCAGGAAGCACGGGCUGGUAGACUUCGAAGGAGAAAUGCUAUGGCAGGGAAGGGAUGAUCAUGUCGUAAUUACUUUGUUAAAAUAA